Molecule: messenger RNA, 1057 nt
Organism: Chrysochloris asiatica (Cape golden mole)
Lineage: Eukaryota; Metazoa; Chordata; Mammalia; Afrosoricida; Chrysochloridae
Gene: PSME1
Product: proteasome (prosome, macropain) activator subunit 1 (PA28 alpha)
Exons: 10
Coding region: 1-759 (252 amino acids)
Biological process (GO): regulation of G1/S transition of mitotic cell cycle; regulation of proteasomal protein catabolic process; positive regulation of endopeptidase activity
Cellular component (GO): proteasome activator complex; cytoplasm; nucleoplasm
Molecular function (GO): endopeptidase activator activity
Source: RefSeq, a predicted model, not a curated record
AUGGCCACGCUCAGAGUCCGGCCUGAAGCCCAAGCUAAGGUGGAUGUGUUCCGUGAAGAUCUGUGUACUAAGACAGAGACCCUGCUUGGGAGCUACUUCCCCAAGAAAAUUUCUGAGUUGGAUGCAUUUUUAAAGGAGCCAGCUCUCAAUGAAGCCAAUCUGAGCAAUCUGAAGGCUCCGUUGGAUAUCCCAGUGCCUGAUCCAGUCAAGGAGAAAGAGAAAGAGGAGCGGAAGAAACAGCAAGAGAAGGAAGACAAGGAUGAAAAGAAGAAAGGGGAAGAUGAAGACAAAGGUCCUCCCUGUGGCCCAGUGAACUGCAAUGAGAAAAUUGUCAGCCUCAUGCAGCGCCUGAAACCUGAGAUCAAAGAUGUCAUUGAACAGCUCAACCUGGUAACUACCUGGUUGCAGCUGCAGAUACCUCGGAUUGAGGACGGGAACAACUUUGGAGUGGCUGUCCAGGAAAAGGUGUUUGAACUGAUGACCAGCCUUAACACCAAGCUGGAAGGCUUUCACACCCAGAUAUCCAAGUAUUUCUCUGAGCGGGGCGAUGCAGUGACCAAAGCAGCCAAGCAACCCCAUGUGGGUGAUUAUCGGCAGCUGGUGCAUGAGCUGGAUGAGGCAGAGUACCGAGACAUCCGACUGAUGGUCAUGGAGAUCCGAAACACUUAUGUGAGGAGGCCAGGGCAGGGCAGGGGUGGGCAAAGGCAGCUUUGCCAGGUCACCCACUCCCUGAUUCUGCAGGCUGAGGGUGAAGGGUGACAAAGUGUGGCUUCUGUGCAAAGCUGGAAAUGGGGCACACAGCUGCUGGCACCUGCAGCUGACUCCCAUUCUUCCUGGCUCUGUAGGCUGUGCUGUAUGACAUCAUCCUGAAGAACUUUGAAAAGCUCAAGAAGCCCAGGGGAGAAACAAAGGGAAUGAUCUAUUGAGGACCUCCACUCUCAUUCUGUGAGGGGUAAAGCAGAGCCCUCUUGUUUUUUAUCGUGGACUCCAGACUUCCCCACUUUUCUCUUACCUUGCCAUCCAGGCACAAUAAAUAUAGUCAUACCUAUGCCCAUCA